Darwinula stevensoni is the source of this 1199-nucleotide messenger RNA. The record is from the annotation of a GenBank genome assembly. Lineage: Eukaryota; Metazoa; Arthropoda; Ostracoda; Podocopida; Darwinulidae.
CUGUGGUCGUGGUCGUGCUCGUUGCUCUAUCCCCAUUCAAGAUGGCGAAUCGCACAGUAAAAGACGCAAAGUUUAUCAAAGGAACUAAUCCGCAAUAUUUAAUCGAGAAGAUCAUUAGAUGCCGAAUCUACGAUUGCCGUUACUGGAAAGAAGAAUGCUUUGCCCUCACAGCGGAGUUACUUGUGGACAAAGCCAUGGAACUUCGAUAUCUUGGAGGAGUUUAUGGAGGAAAUAUCAAACCAUCCCCAUUCCUGUGUUUGGUCCUCAAAAUGCUCCAGAUUCAACCUGAGAAAGAUAUUGUGGUGGAGUUCAUUAAGCAGGAUGACUUCAAGUAUGUGAGAGCAUUGGGGGCUUUUUAUAUGCGACUGACUGGUACCUCACUAGACUGCUACAAAUACUUGGAACCACUCCUCAAUGAUUUUCGCAAACUGAGAGUACAAGAUAGGAAUGGUGACUUCUGUCUGACACACAUGGAUGAGUACAUUGAUGGUCUUCUUCGAGAAGAGCGUGUGUAUGAUGUCAUAAUGCCUAGGAUUCAGAAACGAUGGGUCCAUGAAGGCAACAAUGAGCUUGAUCCUCGUGUGUCAGCAUUGGAAGAUGAUGUUGAAGACAUGGAUGAGAGUGGAGAAGAGGAUGACAUUGCCAUGCCUGCACCUGAGGCUUCUCGGCAUCAGGAACCCCGUCGAAGCGAGAAGGUUCAUCGAUCUCACCGCAACGAGAAAGUCAGAGAACGUGAUAGAGAUGUGGACAAGAGGCGGGAUCGUGACCGGUAUAGAGAAAGAGAUCGAGACAGAGAGAAAUACCGGGGAAAUGAGAGAGACAAGGACUAUGAACGUCGUCGUCUUCGAGAAGGUGGUGAUAGAGAGCGAGAGAGAUAUGAGCGGGAGAAGGAAAGGGAGAGAGGCAGGGAAAAGAGGCAUCGAUCAAGAUCUCCUGAUCCUGGUCGACAUCGUCGCAAGGAGGAGAAACGACGGGAACGGGAAUGGGAGCAUGAUCGUGGCAAAGGCAGUCAUUCACACAAGUCUCGAAAUGCCAAGGGGGAGAAUGAUGAAAUAGCUGAAGCCAAUGCUCUCAGAGCAAAAUUGGGUCUCAAGCCCCUCAGAUAACAUUGUUGUGUUUUACUGAAUGUGUCUGUGAGAUUAUCUUUUUUUGUACGAAGUCACUUUGGAGUGAGAGUCAAAAUACAAAGGUUGAAUGUC